AUGCAGUUGCAGAGGACAGCGCCACACGCCAGUGUCCCAGAACUCGAUAUGAGAAGAACCAUGGAGAAGCAGACAAAAUUAGUGUUCCUGAUUGUGACCUUGGCUCUGAUCCGAGGCUGCAGUGGUCACGCUCGGACCUUCACACGAUGCCAGCUGUCUCGAGAGUUGCUACGGUACAAUUUUCCGAGAAGCUUAAUAGCUAACUGGGUGUGUCUAAUUGAACAUGCUAGUGGACGGACGACCGACAAAGUGACUAACCACAACAACGCUUACACCAGCUACGGCCUUUUCCAGAUAAACAACAAGGAGUGGUGCAAAAAGGGCAGAAAAGGCGGACACUGCACCAUGAAAUGCGAAGAUCUCGUAAACGAGGACUUAGCUGACGACGUAAGGUGCGCGAAGAGAAUCUACGACCGCGUCGGGUUCAAGGCCUGGCCUUCCUCCUACGCGUACUGCAAGGAAAAGAGCCUCCCGGACUUGUCGCGGUGC
Molecule: messenger RNA, 489 nt
Organism: Iphiclides podalirius (scarce swallowtail)
Lineage: Eukaryota; Metazoa; Arthropoda; Insecta; Lepidoptera; Papilionidae
Source: the annotation of a GenBank genome assembly